AUGAUUCCCCCCGAGCCAAGUUCUGCCGCCCAUAAGCUCUACGCGGAGAGUAGCCAGAGGUUCAGACCUGCUACCAGAACGCCCCCCUCGACUCACUCCACGUCCUACUCGGGCGAUUCUUCAAUGGGGGUCUAUGGCUUCAGGAAGUCCAGCAAGGGAACCGUGUCCACUGCUAUAGGUGGCUCGUCCCCCGAACCCAAGAGAGACUCCCACGACCUCCAACUAAACCUGGGAAACGGAAGAGAGUCACUGGUGGAUAACCUCCUACUGUCCUUUGAUAAGAUCGGUGACGGGUCUUUAGGGGCCUUUGAUACUUCACCGUAUUUCACCUCCGUGGACGAAAUGGAAGAUGACGAUACUGCUUCAAACUACUCGCAGAGAACCGGCCCAAUACCGCGCGGCAGCCGAUCUAACAGUACCAGCAACUAUCAUUCACAUAUUGGGAAUUUUGCAGGUGGUCCCGUGGGCGGUUCGACAAAUUACGGGAAUAGACGUGUUGGCUCCUUUGACAACGGAACCGAAAGUUUCGGCAGCGCCAACAACUUCGAUGCUGGGAGGGAAACGCGCUCUCGCGGUCGCGGUCUUGGUUCUUCACAUGGGUUUGCGAAUGUGUAUGACCCCUUUGACGCAGCGCCGCCUCCAUCCAUAAGGAGCGGACCAAGAAACCGAACGCCCUCUCCACCACGGUCUCCGCGUCUUGUACGACGACUGUCAAACAAGUCUAACAGGAGCUUAAGGAGAGACCAGCAAUUCAACCCACACUUUGAAGAUCCUAUAUCACUACCACCGUUGCCGGCAUUUGUGAACCCCGCAACGAUGAAUGCAAAAGAUAAGACCCCACAAAAACCUGGCUUCUUUCGACGGGUGUUUGGUGUGGGUGGUGGGAGCAGUGCAAAUGCAAGUGGUGGAAGUAGCAUUGCAAGUAGCAAACAACCCCAAGAAGUCGCACUGCCACCACAGAACUCCGAUCCCCCGCAGUCAACAAUCAAUAAGAAACCGUCAUUUUUCAGGCGCCGGAAGAAGUCUGUGAGCGAUGCGAUAUCGCAACCUACAGCUGUCUUACCACCUCCCUUACAUGCUACAGAGCCCAUAUCUCCGAUUGAAUACCCUCCCCCCCAAAGCCCUUCGACUUCACUUAGUGCUGCAAUGAAUUCUUAUCUUUGCUCGACAAUGAAAUCUUCUACUUACGACCUAACCGACGAAGAAGACCAUGAGCACGCUUACCUCUCACGGGGUGCGACGAUCCGUACUGUAGCCUCUUCGGAUCCAAUAUCACCAAAGCGACCGACAUUCUUUGGCGAGAGUCUGAGGGGCCGAGACAGUGGCAGUCACUUCAAUGAUGAUUUUAGCGACUACAAAAUAUACAGAAAAGACACCAAGUAUGCAAGGGGUGGGAGGAAUGUAGACCUGAGGCUCCAACCAUCGAAGCCCAAAGAUCGAGAUGAUUGGGAAAGACCACAAACAAGCCCCUACACAAGUACCUUCUCACACAAACAUCAUCAUUCAAGAGACGAAGACGAACCGGAUAAUGAAAUGCGCUGGCCACCUAUUCAAACGAGAUCAAUCCUAUCAACCCGAAGGAGCGUCGAUAAUGUUGCAUUAGAAAGAGAACGACAUGAGAAGGAGCGGCAGAACUCUACUACGUCAUCUGUGUAUGAUAAGCCGCGACAGGGAUCGGUUGUUUCUAAGAAGGAAACGCCAAUUGCUACCGUGCAAGAGCUUGACGCAUUGCACGCUAAGGAAGAGAAGAUACGGAGAGAUAGUGGUCGUGGGAAGCCACUUGAAUUAGAUACGAAAUUGGGGGCUAGUCUUCUGGGCGUAGGGAAUCGAGGCCCGGGAGAUUCGUGGCUCAUGACACCUACACCGGCGACUGCAGCAGGGACUCCAACCGUAAUGUUGCAAAGAGAUGGACCGGGCGAGAAGGCGAAGCUUUUGGAGGAGCACGAAGAGGCAAUCAUGAGUGAGGACGAAGAAGAGGAUGACGAACCGUCAGAGGAAAUACGCGACUUGGCGAGGAAGAUCUUUGAAGGUGAUGAAGAUGCUAUGCCAAAGGCUGGAGUAACUCUCUGGCUUGGCGAUCCGAGUAUUUCGGGCGCAAGAAAUCGAAGGGCCUACAUGGAGAUGUUUGAUUAUUCAGGCAUCAACAUAUUAUCAGCCCUGAGGAUCUUUUGUGGAAGACUGGUGUUCAAGGGUGAAACACAACAGGUAGACAGGAUCAUUACAUCCAUUUCAAAAAGGUGGUGUGAAUGUAAUCGAACACACGGGUUCAAAAGUGUUGACAUUGUGUUUACCAUUCUCUAUUCGCUUUUAUUACUGAACACAGAUCUCCACAUCGCAGAUCUCCCACAAUCCCAGAAGAUGACUCGUGGUCAAUUCAUCAAGAAUACCAUGCUGAGUAUUCGUAGGAUUGUUGCGGAGUCUGCUGCGAAUACAGAUACAAAACUUAUUCACUAUAAUACUAUGCCAUCACGCUCACAGACUCCUUAUCGCCAAUCAUUCUCGGCACAACCAGAUGAUCCUGGGCUUCCUAACGCAGCCACAUUCCCAUUGACGAGGGAGAGGGCGUAUAGUGGCCCGAGUGGCACUGGAAGAGGGUCGAUUGACUUUGGAAGAGCGAAUAGGAACUCAAGUAAACCCAACGGAAUCGGAGGUCUUAGCCCGAAAGGGGAUGAGAUAGUAACAGAAAAGAUGGAUUACGAUAUGGAUGGGGGACUGGCUCUUGUCAAGACUUCGCUCGGUGGUGGGAUUAAGGUCUGGGAAACUCAGGUGGAGAUUGUGUUAAAAGAUUUCUAUCAGUCAGUAAAAGCAACUGCACUACCACUCUAUGGUGCGCCUGAAAAGGCGGAAGUUACACACUCUACUACUCUUUCCGUGUUCGGAUCAGGAAUGCUGCGGAGAUCACCAAGUACUGUCAGCAGAGCGCCGUCAGAACUCAGCGUUUCAAACCGUAACCGGGAUAGUAAGUUGGGCACUAAAUGGACCGCAAAAAAUAGGUCAAGACCAAGACUCUACAAUGGAUCAUAUGCUGCGUCUAGCAGAACGUCCCUCGAGGAUCGAUCAAUGUGGAGCCCUUCUGCAUCUAGUACUUGGAGUAAAUACUCACUUGAUAAGACGCAAACGUCGAUGUCUGUAGAUUCUUUAGGAUCUGCGUUUACACAUGGUGAUUACCAGCAAUCUAUUGGUUUCGCAAAUGCUCUUAGCCAUGCUAUCAUUCGGGAGGAGGCAGCCAGUGGGCACUCGGCCGAUGACGGGGGAUCAACACUACUCGAAUAUGACGAACUGGAGCUUUCAGGGGCUCCAUGGGCGAAAGAAGGAAUGCUUAAACAUAAGCACCACCUUGAAGGUGUCGACAAAAAGGCAAAGAACCGGGCGUGGACCGAAUGUUUUGCAGUCAUUGAGAAAGGCUGGAUGAAAUUAUUUCUGUUCGGCAGCAGCCAACAUAAAGGCGGGAAAAACAACCCGGUUUUAGGCGUAGUCGGUGGAGGGAAUUGGACAGAAAAUGCAGAGUCAAUUGGCACUUUUAUGUUGAGACAGACAAUUGCAUCAGCGCUCCCAUCACCGGGGUAUUCCAAGAGUAAACCAAAUGUGUGGGCACUAUCGUUACCAUCUGGUGCUGUACACUUCUUUGAAGUUGGAACUGCGGAGAUUGUAAGGGAGUUUGUGACAACAGCAAACUACUGGGCCGCAAGGCUCUCGAAAGAACCCCUAGUUGGCGGUGUCAGUAACGUCGAAUACGGUUGGAGUGAAAAUGCCCUUGGUGAUUAUAUGGAUAGUGGGAGCCCUCCGUCGAGUAAUCACGGCGAGCCCAGACCUAGUUUACAAGUUUCGAUCAGAUCGAGUAUUGACCAUACUUCGAUGGUGAAAGCUAAAUUACCCGGUGAUAAAAUGAAUAUCACCGAUUGGGCACCACCAACACAAAGCAUGGUUGCUAGCUCCUUGAAAGAAGCAGAUCAGUUAAAGGCUUUGGAGACUUAUGUGAAGAAUAUUGAGUUGGAAUUGACAAAGCAUAAUGAGUUAAGACCGCCUAUGCGGGUUGCUUUUUCACCUCGUCAUCCGAAUUCAGCAAAGGCGAUGGCCAACUGGGAGAAGAAGUCUUCCUAUCUGCUCCAUGAGAUCAUCAAGUUUAGAACAUACAUCGAAUGCCUGAAUUCAGCCAGUAUCUUAAGAGAGAGAAUCAGAGCUGGCGAAGCCGAGAUCGGUGAAACUAUGGGCGAUAUGUCUGAUAUUGAGGCUCCCCACGGAGCAAAUAUUCCAAUUUAUUCUGCUUAA
Morchella importuna is the source of this 4269-nucleotide messenger RNA. RefSeq lists its product as uncharacterized. The transcript has 4 exons. Lineage: Eukaryota; Fungi; Ascomycota; Pezizomycetes; Pezizales; Morchellaceae. Gene Ontology annotation, biological process: regulation of ARF protein signal transduction. The coding region runs from base 1 to 4269 and encodes 1422 amino acids. Gene Ontology annotation, molecular function: guanyl-nucleotide exchange factor activity. The record is from RefSeq and is a predicted model, not a curated record.